Molecule: messenger RNA, 2413 nt
Organism: Candidula unifasciata
Lineage: Eukaryota; Metazoa; Mollusca; Gastropoda; Stylommatophora; Geomitridae
Source: the annotation of a GenBank genome assembly
CAAUGGCAAGAGUGAUCCUUACUGUGUGAUCAAAGUGGACAACGUGGUCAUAGCACGGACUGCAACCGUCUACAAGACCUUGGACCCGCUAUGGGGUGAGGAAUUCAUCUUACACAUGCCCAGUGGCUUCCAGAUGCUGAGUUUCUACAUCUACGAUGCUGACAAAGUCAGCGGAGAUGAUAUCAUUGGCACAGCCUCCGUCACCAGGGAUUACCUGAAUGAGAACAAGAACCCAAAAGGUCUAGAGAGCUGGCUGCCAUUACAGAAAGCCAACAAAGACCUGGAGAUCCAGGGGGAGAUGCUUUUGGAGUAUGGCAUACGGACAUCGGAGGCAACUGGGCAGUCGUUUGUGUUUGUGACAGUUAUGGAGGGACGUGAUCUUGCACCAAAAGAUAAGACCGGCUAUUCAGACCCCUAUGUAACUGUGACAUGUUUUGAUGAGACCAAGGCCACCUCAAAACAAAAGAAGACUCGAUUUCCGGAGUGGAAUGAAACUUUAGAGUUCUUGCUGCCUGAAGACACUUGUAUAGCAGACCUGAGUGUCAUUGUGACAGUGUGGGACAAGGACAACUUCAGCAGUGAUGAUUUCAUGGGCCAGAUCCACUUGAAUUCUGAAGAUGUGACUCAUGGCACAGUCAGAAAUUGGCAUGCUGUGGCCAGACGACCAACCAGCGACCGCUGGGCUCGAAGGGCCAGCCGUAUAGACAGAGGGAAGAUUCGAGUGAAACUUCAGUUACUGGAGGAGACUGUCCUGCCUUCCUCUUGUUACAGACCCCUCGUUGAGCUACUGGCAGGUGCUGUUAAGAGCAAAGAUCUUGGGCAGUUGUUAUGGGACUCCUUAGAACAAGACCGGACGAUAGAGCUGGGAGCCAUUGCCAUGUCCCUGGUGAGGUUCUAUCUAAGCCAGGAGUUGAUAUUUGAGUACUUGGAUGCCGUCAUUCUCCGAGAUAUUGCCAGAACGGACGAUGUCAACACUUUAUUUCGGGGAAAUACCCUCGGCACCAAAUCUGUGGACAAUUUUAUGAAGGUUCUGGCAAUGCCCUACCUACAGAAGGUUCUGCAGCCUACCAUCGAUCGUAUCAUCAAUGAGAAGAAAGCCAUAGAACUGGACCCCUUUAAAGUGAACAGUUUGCGCAGUCGGCGUCACAGCCUGCACAGAGAGUCCGAGGAGAGUUUUGUUAACCACAGUCUGGAGGCAAUCGAAGAUUACAUCAACCACAUCAUCAACAGUAUUGUCGGUUCCGUCACCUACUGCCCACAGGUUCUGCGACGAGUGUUGAGAAAUAUUCAGAUCAGAGUCCGGGAGAAGUGGCCAGAGGAGGUGUUUGAGGAUGUUCCUUACACGGCUGUCAGUGGAUUCAUUUUUCUCCGAUUCUUUGCGCCAGCCGUCAUGUCACCCAAGUUGUUUUCUCUUAGUGACCAGCACCCAAACAGCAAGGUUAUACGCACAUUUACUUUACUUGCAAAGAUUGUACAGAGUAUUGGCAACCUAACACCUGGCCAGCAUGGGAAAGAGCUGUGGAUGGAACCGCUAACCCCUCUCAUCACACAGAAGAUCACAGAAGUCAAGGAGUACCUAGAUGCAGUUGUCAAUGUUGGAGAUUUCUCAGCUUCCCAUCGUUACCUGGUGAGACAACAGAGCAAUGAGACCAUUCUGAUUCAGGGGCACCUGUACAAGUGUCACUACCACUGCAAGCGACUCUUCCGUCCCAUUGUGCUGAAGAAAUGCUAUUUCUAUCUCACCCGUGUCAUGCUGUGUUACAGAAAGACUCCUGAAGAUGAGGACACGAUGGUGAUGGUUGAGAAUAUCUGCGCUGUGGAGAAACUAGACUACGGAGCUUUGGGCAAGUCCAACAUGGGCCAGAUCAUCCACAAGACAUCCGAUGAGAACACUGCUAUUAUUUACUUCCAAGCCAAAGAUGUGAAUGAAUUAACUGCCUGGAUUUCUGCAAUCAGAAAAACCUGUAAAUACAAUGUUUGCCGAAUCGAGACUUUUCAUCCGGGCGUCUUCAAGGGAGAUAAGUGGAACUGCUGUAGGAGGGAACAGGAUACAGCCGCCGGCUGCAGUCCGACCUACCACGGAGUGGUCCUCGGAGAUUGGCAGGAUCCGCUAGAUCCAGAUGUUGAUGCUCAGAUUAUCUAUAGCCAGAUAGCAAACAGUAAAGAUAAGAUCAGAAAAAUUCAGCAUGACCUCAGAAUGGCCAUUGCUGGCAAAGAUCCCAAAGAACCUGGUGUAGCAUCAGAAGCUAGCUCUGCAGCAAUGGCCAGCCUGGCAAUGGUCUCAGGACUUCUGGACGUCACGGAGCAGGUGGCCAUGUCACACGAGACUUUCAUCGAGUCCAGCCCCAGACUUUGCCAGGCAUCUCGAUCUAGGAGUGUCAGCAGCAGUGUCAGUGGGGAGGAACCGUUCUAG